Grosmannia clavigera kw1407 is the source of this 933-nucleotide messenger RNA. Its product is annotated as phytanoyl-dioxygenase family protein. Bases 1 to 933 code for a protein of 310 amino acids. The record is from RefSeq and is a predicted model, not a curated record. The transcript is spliced from 3 exons. NCBI's taxonomy places the organism in Eukaryota, Fungi, Ascomycota, Sordariomycetes, Ophiostomatales, Ophiostomataceae.
AUGGGCAGCCUGUCUACAGAACCGAAAGAUGCCGCCCGUGUGGUCACUCUGUCGGCAGAGGAAUUGAAAAGGGGCGCCUACGCACCGCUGUCGCUGAUACGUGCAUUGGAAGCGUUGCAUCAGGAUGGUCUUGUCGUUCUCCGGGGUGUCAUCCCUGUCGAUCAUGUGGACUCCCUCAACACAAGGAUGUGCAAGGAUGCUGAGGUGCGGCUUGCCGACAACAGCCAGGACUUCAACCACAACGUCAAAUAUACUGAAUUACUGUAUGAGGACGUCUACUUCAAUCCGUUUGUCCUACAGGUGGGGAAUGCAUACCUCGGCCAUCGUCCUAUCUGGAACUGGCUGACAGCCAACACGGCCGUGGCCAACACGGCCGGAAUGCGACAACCAGUGCACAAGGACUGCGCCUUUGAACACCCCAUGUUCCCCUACUACUUCAUCGCCAACAUCCCGCUCUGUGACUUCAGCGAGACCAACGGGGCCACCGAGUUCUGGCUCGGCUCGCACGCCCACACCUCCUGGCGUGACAACGACAUGUUGACCGACCUGGCCGACACGCCCGGCCCGUUCUCGCGCCUCAACGAGCCCGUGCCCAAUGUCUCGGCUGCUGCUCGCCAGGCUCGCCGGCUGGUUCGACCACCGCUCCAGCCGUCACUGCGUCGUGGUGACAUUGUCAUCCGCGAUCUGCGCACCUGGCAUGCCGGCAUGCCCAACAACAGCGACCAGCAUCGCAUCAUGAUCGGUCUUGGCUACCAGAGCCCCGCGCAUCCCAACUACACCAUGCGCCUCCACCUGCCAGCCGCCCAGCGCUCCUUCUUCCUUGGCUCCGCACCCGCGAAUGUAGACGUCCGAGCCAACGUAUACUCGGACGAGGAUCUGGCCGCCCUCAAGAUCGACACGUUCUUCGACCUUCGCCCGGAAUAUCUAGAGUAG